Scomber japonicus (chub mackerel) is the source of this 4580-nucleotide messenger RNA. RefSeq names its product nuclear receptor coactivator 1 (gene ncoa1). Gene Ontology annotation, biological process: cellular response to hormone stimulus; positive regulation of transcription by RNA polymerase II. Gene Ontology annotation, molecular function: nuclear receptor binding; protein dimerization activity. NCBI's taxonomy places the organism in Eukaryota, Metazoa, Chordata, Actinopteri, Scombriformes, Scombridae. The transcript has 20 exons. The record is from RefSeq and is a predicted model, not a curated record. Gene Ontology annotation, cellular component: nucleus. The coding region runs from base 64 to 4497 and encodes 1477 amino acids.
AAGCGGAGACGGGAGCUGGAGUGUCGCUACAUCGAGGAGCUGGCCGAGCUGCUGUCGUCCAACAUGGGCGACAUCGCCAGUCUCAACGUCAAACCAGACAAGUGCCACAUCCUCAAGAGCACCGUGGACCAAAUCCAGCAGAUCAAACGGCGUGAACAGGAGAAAGCAGCUCUUCUGUCUCCGGAUGACGAGGUGCAGAAGAGCGACAUCUCGUCCAGUAGCCAAGGACUAGUAGAGAAGGAGGCGCUGGGACCCAUGCUGCUAGAGGCCCUCGACGGGUUUUUCUUCGUCGUGAACCGGGAGGGCCGCAUCGUCUUCGUCUCGGAGAACGUGACGAGUUACCUUGGUUACGCUCAGGAGGAGCUGAUGACCUCCAGCGUCUACAGCAUCCUGCACGUGGGAGACCACAACGAGUUCGUACGCAACCUGCUGCCUAGAAGCCUCGUGAACGGUGUGCCGUGGCCGCAGGAAGCGGGCCGGAGGAACAGCCAAUCGUUUAACUGUCGCAUGCUGAAGCGGCCGCCGGACGAAGUCGACUCAGAGAACAUCGAAGCUCGGCAGCAGUACGAGAUCAUGCAGUGCUUCACCGUGUCACAGCCCAGGGCCCUGCAGGAGGAAGGAGAAGACCUGCAGAGCUGUCUGAUCUGUAUUGCAUGUCGGAUGCCUCGAGCUCCACCUGUCAGCACUGAGUCCUUCAUCACCAAGCAGGAUCCCACAGGGAAGAUCAUCUCCAUAGAAACGAGUGCUUUGCGAGCGACGGGCCGGCCUGGCUGGGAGGACCUGGUCAGGAAGUGUAUCUACGCUUUCUUUCAGCCGCAGGGCAAAGAGCCUUCCCACGCCAAGAAGCUGCUGCAUGAGGUGAUGACCCACGGCACCGCUAUCAGCCCGCUCUACCAUUUCACGUUAAGCGACGGCACGCCGCUCAGCGCUCAGACCCGCUGCAAGUUCUGCUGCCCCCCCAACCCUGACGUACAGCCCUUCAUCAUGGGCAUUCACACUAUUGACAGGGAACACAACACUGCUAGCUCUCAGGAAAACACUAACCCCAGCCUUCCACCUUCCCUGGGCAGCCUGGCCCAAACCCCCCCCUCCCGCUCCCCUGCCCGUCCUCCCGGCAGCAACUCCACCCAAAGCUCGGGCCUCGCCGCGUCCUCGGGCCUCCACCCAAACAACAACAACAGCAACAACAUCGUCGUCUCCUCCCACGGACACAACCCCUCCCCCGCUGCCUCCGCCUCCGCCGCCGGAUACCUUACGCCCAACCGGACGUGCCCCCGCCAAAUCAACACCCCUUCCCCUCUGAGCAGCCCACUCACAGCAACCCCUACCUCUUUUAUGUCGCCCAGGAUGCAGCGGGCCAGUCCUGGGUUAGGGGGAAGCCCUCGCGUACCGGGGAACCCCUUCUCUCCCUCCACACCGGGCCUCCACUCUCCAGCCGGAGCGCUGAGCGGUGGAGGCGGAGGCGGACUCAACCGGCAGCAGUCUGGCGGCGACGGCGGCGGCGGGUCAACGGUGGGAGGGGGUUCCUUCUCCUUGUCCUCUCCUGCCCCUCAGAGACAAGCCAGUACACCCGCCGGCUCCUCCACGCGGCCGCCAGACGGAGGCGAAGGAGGGGGAGAGGACUCUGUAAAAGCCCUCCUUCCUUCCGCCUCACAGCUCAGACUCAAUCAGCUCCUGGAUAGCAAUGGGACAGGAGCUGAAUCUAACAGCAACAACAGCAGCAUCCAUUGCACCUCAUCACCUCAUCCCAACGCCCCCGCUCCCCUUUCCUCCUCUUCUUCCUCCUCCUCUUCCUCUUCCUCUGUCGGCCCUCAGUGCCCCGCCUCCCACAGCACUCUGACAGAACGACAUAAGAUCCUGCACCGGCUGCUCCAGGACAGCAGCCCCAACGACGCCUCCUCCACCACCGAGGACGGGAUGAACAGAAGCGAGGUGGAGAUAAAGAAGGAGCCGCCUGCCAGUCCCGUGGUGAUGGCGGCGCUGGCACCUCACAAGCUCGGCUCCAGAGAGCCGCAGGAUCACCAGUUACUCCGAUUUCUGCUCGAUACAGACGAGAAGGACUUGGGGGACCUGCCGCCUCCGUCAGCUCUCAGCCUGCAGACGGUUAGGGUGAAGGUGGAGAAGAGAGUGAGCGGGGACGGAGUGGUCUGUGCAGGAGUAGCUGUUGCAGCAGGAGGAGGAGGAGGAGUGUCCAGCACCUCGGCUUGCAUCAGCCCCAAGUCGAGUCCCAUCGGAGAGAACCGGAGAGACAGCCGCAGGGACAGCCGAGACUCAACGAUGUCCGCUGGUCUUCUGGACUUGGAUCCUCUGACCCAGCUGAGGGGUCCGACUGGGUCCAAACAGGCCAGCGAGGAUUCGACGACCCCUGCUGGAGGAGGAGGAGGAGGAGGCCCCCAGCCCCAGCCCCAGCUCCAGCUCCAGCUCCAGUCUCCAGGCCCCCACUCCUCCUCAACUCAGCAGCAGCAGCAGCAGCUCCAGUCCCCCCAGUCCCUCCCCCAGUUACAGUCCCCGUCCCCCCAGCUCCACUCCCCGUCCCCCCAGCUCAAACUGCAGUCGCCCCCCCCCACUCAGCUGCAGAGCGGCGAGGCCAGCACUCCCCGCAAUGUCAAUGUGAAGAGAGAGCCGCCCGGCACUCCUAACAGAGGGCACAGUGAUGGCGGCCCUCCUUCCGGUUGCAGCCUCCAGAGUCAGACAUCUUUUGACUUCUGCAGUCCUCCAACUCCAGGCCAGACCCAGACGCAGGGAGAAGCAGAAGUUAUCAACCCGUUCAGUUCAAGCACUGGCCUAACUAAGCUGGAUGUGGCGGACUCCCAGUUCCAGCCUCUCGCUCUAUCUGACACUUUGUCCCUCGAUGCUCUUGGAAACUCGUUACAAGCUCCGUUGGCUUCACCACAAGAGCAGCGUGUGCCGUGUACGCUGGAUGAAGUGCUCGGUCCUCCGACUACACCCGAAGGCCGAAACGAUGAGAAAGCGUUGUUAGAGCAGCUGGUGUCGUUCCUCAGCGGGACGGACGAGAGCGAACUGGCCGAGCUGGACAAAGCUCUGGGAAUAGACAAACUGGUUCAGGGAGGCUGUUUUGAGUCUUUGCCCCAGACCUUCCCGACCCAGCAGCCCACUGCCUCCUCAGCAGCCAUGGACCCCAAACCGCCCACCUACCCUUCUCAAUUCACGCCAGCUCCACAAGCUCCGUUUCCUGCAGAGCUGGCGGCGGCCGCGGCGGUCGGCCCGCAGCAGGGUUUGGGGUUCGGAGCCCCGAGGGCGGCGUUCCCCGGUGGGACGGCGGGUUUAGGAGGACUGAGACCCGGCGGGACGAGACCGCAGGGGAUCGGCACUCAGAUCAGGCUGCAGCCGAACCAACUGCGCCUCCAGCUGCAGCAGAGACUGCAGGGACAGCAGCAGCUCCAGAACCGGCUGGCGGUGGUGAAUCCGUUUCCAGCAGGAGCUCAGCAUGUGAACAUUGGGAUUCGUCAGGUCCAGCAGCCUCAGAUGCCGUCGCAGCAGCCUCCUCUGAACGCUCAGAUGCUGGCCCAGCGUCAGAGGGAACUCUACAGCAUCCAGCACCGCCAGCGCCAACUGUUCCAGCAGAAGGUCAUGCUGAUGAGACAGAACAUCGCCGGCGCUCCGACCGGCACCGUGGGGCCCGUCGGCACUGCCAGGGUCCCGAAAGGCCCCGCCGCCCCCCAGCAGCAGCAACAGCAGCAGCAGCAACAGUUCAACUUCCCGGCAGGGUACAACCCGAUGACGGGAAACCCUCCUACCUCACCAAGUCACUUCAGUCCCAUUUCCGGGGGUCCGCUGGACAAAGCGCUGGCGGGCAGAGUUCCCCUGAGUAACCCGGCGCUGAUCGGAGGCGUGCAGGGCCAGUUCAGCAGCACCGUCAACUCCUCGUUACAGCAGAACCUGUUCCAGCAGUUUGGAGGGUCUGCUCUGGUCCAGCAGGAUCCACCUUUCCCUCCUGAGAUGAGCCCCACCAGCCCUUUGUUGUCGCCUCAGAACUCCACCUCCCAGAGUCCUUUGCUCCAGCAGGCCCCGCCUCCUGGCUACCAGUCACCUGACAUGAAGAGCUGGCAGCAGACGGGCCUGAGCAGCAGCAGCCUGUUCAGUCCGUCGGGGCAGAGCGCCGCACGGCAGCCGUUUGGCCAGCAGGGGGUUUACAACAACAUGAGCAUCACCGUCUCCAUGGCCGGGGGCUCGGGGGGCGUCGGCUCGUUACCUCCCAUGGGGCAACCCGUCGUCGGCAUGAGCAACAGUAACCUCAGCAACGUCGGUUCGGUGUGUAGCGACCAGCAGGUGCAGCAGGUUCAGGUGUUUGCGGACGUCCAGUGCACAGUGAACCUCGUCGGCAGCGACUCCUACCUGAACCAGAGCUCCAUCGGAGCCGGCUCUGGCGGCGGCGGCGGUGGUGGUGCCUCAUCCCAGAAGGGCCCCGGACCCCCAGGCUCCCAGAACAACCAAGCCCAGCAGAAGAGCCUCCUCCAGCAGCUGCUCACCGAGUGACACACACCCCUCUUCCUCCUCUUCUUCCUCCUCUUCCUCCUUUUAAAAAACAAAACACCCCCAAACUUCAAAGCUCUCCUUAC